UCAUAGAAUAAAGGGUUAGCUAGUAAACACAUAUAACGGGGAUAGAUCCAAUGUGCGUAGAAUUAAGAAUGAGGCAUAAAAUGAAUAUGGUCCUAAUAACCCUGGCUAGCUCUGCCCUAUCUUCACCUUAUUACAUGAGAGAGAGGGACGAUCAUGUUGACCCCCAGCUAGGAGAUGACUUGGACGAGGAAUCCCAAUUCAUGGGUCAUCUUAUCCUUUCUCCAGAGCGGGAACUAUACCUGAGCCUUCAACCCUACUCAGAAGAAGACCUGGAGAACAACCCUAUCCAAACCAAACCUCAUCAGUUAGAUCAUGAGUUUAAAUCUUCUCAUGAUUUGACCGAUCUGAAGAAUUUGACCUCUAAAAGAUCGCCUGCUCCUGAUCCCGCAGGUGAUCAAGACGGAAAUGGAUUAACUCUAUCUAUCACCGCAAAUAUGGACGCUCUUAGGUCUAAACUGUUACGAGAGCUAUUGAGAAGAGAAAGGGAUGGAAAUGGAGGUAUUGGAGAGAACCAUCUCCGAAGAGUCGGAUAGAUAUUCCUCCAUUCCUUGUACUUUAUAAUGACAGUUCCUUUCAGGUUGACAAGACGAGUCCAGGUUUCCAGAUUGUAGAGGCUGAUUCUAUCCUCCCCUCUCCUCAUUCAUACAUUCACAAUACACAACCAUUUAAAGAUUAUUGUAGACAUUUUAGAAUUCAUAAAAUAAAUAUUCCAAUUAUAAUA
Messenger RNA from Eurytemora carolleeae, 721 nucleotides. RefSeq lists its product as uncharacterized. The coding region runs from base 51 to 533 and encodes 160 amino acids. The record is from RefSeq and is a predicted model, not a curated record. The transcript is spliced from 6 exons. Lineage: Eukaryota; Metazoa; Arthropoda; Copepoda; Calanoida; Temoridae.